Epinephelus lanceolatus (giant grouper) is the source of this 1021-nucleotide messenger RNA. RefSeq names its product mediator complex subunit 21 (gene med21). Gene Ontology annotation, molecular function: transcription coregulator activity. The record is from RefSeq and is a predicted model, not a curated record. Lineage: Eukaryota; Metazoa; Chordata; Actinopteri; Perciformes; Serranidae. Gene Ontology annotation, biological process: regulation of transcription by RNA polymerase II. Gene Ontology annotation, cellular component: mediator complex.
UUAUUAUAAUACAGAAAAGAUGGCGGACAGGCUAACUCAACUUCAAGACGCUGUCAAUUCGCUUGCAGAUCAGUUUUGCAAUGCAAUCGGCGUCCUGCAACAAUGUGCGCCUCCUGCCUCCUUCAGUAACAUCCAAACAGCUAUCAACAGAGAUCAGCCAGCAAACCCAACCGAAGAGUAUGCCCAGCUGUUUGCAGCCCUGAUCGCCAGAACAGCCAAAGAUGUGGAUGUAUUAAUAGACUCUCUGCCCAGUGAGGAGUCCACAGCAGCUCUGCAGGCGGCCAGUCUGCGGCAGCUGGAGGAGGAGAACCAUGAGGCAGCAGCCCGUCUGGAGGAGGUGGUUUACCGCGGGGAUAUGCUGCUGGAGAAGAUCCAGAGCGCGCUGGCUGACAUUGCUCAGUCUCAACUCCGCACCCGCAACGGAGCACCGAGCCAGCCCUCACCAGCCGAAUCCUGACCCACAAUGGACAUAAUGCAGCUCUGGACAAUUUUCAGUCAUGUCCCACUCAUGUUGACCUUUUAGUUUUGCUCUCAGACAUCAGCUGGAAGCCUCAAAGCAUCAGAAGGUGCUGAAUAUGUUUGUAAAGGAAAUGUGAGGUGCCAUACAAUCAAUGAAACAUCAGCUGGAGUGUUACUGUCACACAGCAGCCGCUGGUCUCAAGGCAGAGACACUGAAAAAUGUGUGAAACACUAGAUGGCGGCUGAAGAUGUCAUCACACACACACUGUUUUCUACACUGAGCUUUUUGCUGAUACAAAAAGCUUUUGAGAAAUACAACUGUGGGGUCAAAACGACUCUGGUCUGAAUGUGUGAGGGGUCACCCUGUUAUGAUUUUUUAUGUCUGUGUUGUAUGUUGAUACAUCGUUUUUUGUAGAUAUGUCUGAAUAAAAUUGUUUAAAUUCUCAUUUUUGGAGUGUCUUUACUGAAAAACCUCAACACUCUUCAGACAAGUAAACAAACCCACUCAACUCACUGUAACUCUGAUAUCUUUCUCUGUUGAAAUAAAGCUUGAACAAACACA